CAUUGUGCGCACAGACAGACGCCGGGAGGAGAGGACUUUAUGAGGGGUUGCACCACAACUUGCUGUAGUCGAUUCUGAACUUUCGGAUCUGAUCGUGCUUGAGGACCCUGUCGCAGCUUUUAUUUGCUCCUCAAUUUCAACACGCGUGGGUCCAAGUCAACUUAAUAUGAAAAAAUGUCGAUAAAUGAAGUGUACGUUUUCCGACCGUUCAAGUUGAUUGCUUUACUUUGUAUAUUUCUGGCAUUGUGUCUGGACAUCGUAGCGUUAUUGAGUCCCGCCUGGGUAACGGCAGAGCGUUUUUCUUUGUCGCUAUGGGAAUCAUGCACUGAAACAGAGGCUGGCUGGAGAUGCCUUUCCACCCUCACAUCUGACUGGCAGAUCGCCACCCUGGUGCUGCUGCUGGCCGGUGCUGCGGUGACUCUGGUGACCUUCCUGGUGGCCCUCAUCUCCCUGUGCCGGGGGACACGCAUACGGCACUACCGCAUGGUGGCUGUGUUCCUGUUCACUGCAGUGGUCCUUCAGGCCUGUGCACUGGUCCUCUACCCAAUCAAGUUCAUUGAUGGAACUGUCCUCCAGACCUACCAUGAGUUCAACUGGGGCUACGGACUGGGCUGGGGGGGCACCAUCUUCAUGCUAGGGGGAGGCAUCCUCUUCUGCCUCCGGACGGACAUGUACGAGGAUGCUAUGUACUGAGUCCUCUCUCUCCUACUCUCUAUAUCUCUCUCUUGUUCUUUCUGUCACACACAAACAAAUAUUGACAUUCACUCUCUUGUGCGACAACACACCCACAUAAACACAUCCUUCCUCUGCCCACGUAGACAAGCUUCGACACCUACAUACAGUACAUCUCUGUUAUUUAUAGACAGUGUGUGAGGCCUCCUGGCUCUGACUGAUCAGCAGGAGAGAUGAAGUGGGAGGAGCAGCUGUGUGGAGAGAAUGUCUGCCUGUCCCCAGUGGGGUGCCAGAGACCCUCACCACGGUCAGAAAGACAGCCAUGAUGUUAAAUCACAGAAAUGGUUUUGGACAGACGGCGCAUCCCAUGAAUCUCCAUUCGUAGAGCAACAAGGAAGUAGAUUCUCUGAGCUCUACCUUCUGGGCUGAGGUGUUUAUAUAAGUGAUUGUUACAGUAUAUGGGCCAUCCCACCAAUUCGGUGCCUUUUGAAAAAAAUUACUUUUGAUUUCACAUUUUAACAUUCUGUCAUAAAGAGCAAAUGUUCAACUUAAUAAAAGUUUUCCCAUCUCAAAAUAAAUAGAAAAGACAAUAGAAAGUGCCUAUUACAUGCCGAAUAAAGUAACAGAGUUGACAAUUUAAUCUUAAAUCAGCCAUGAAUCCUGUUUUGACUUGGGGAAUAGAAGCUUGUUGUUUGCAACAGGGAGUGGCAAUUGAAUGCAAGCUUCACCAAAAAUGUUUCAUUGUUUUAACAUUUAUAGUAUGUCUAUAUAUGGGUAACAGGGUUGACCAUGUUGUGCUCGACCCCCUCACUUUCCACGACAGACACCAGAACAUGUCCAAUAGGAGUAGAGCCAGCUCACCUGCUUUUACACUAGGAUUUGACUAUGAAAUGUUUCUUAAAAAAAAAAAAACUAAGGCAUAGUUUCACCAUAUUAAAACGAGAGUUAAGAUAAUGUAACAGGGAUGACCUUAAAAUGAGGGGUAGGGGUAAAUGAUUCACUAAUCACAUUAAAUCAAUGAUUUUGUCAAAGCAACUUCAUAACUAGGGCUUUACAAUGACGGUGAAAACGUACAGAAUUGUAGGGUUAAGUGGGGUAAAAUAUUACAAGUCACAGAGGUACAUGGAGCGACAUGUCAAAAUACAGCAUUGUAAGGUUAAGUGGGGUAAAAUAUUACAAGUCACAGAGGUACAUGGAGGGACAUGUCAAAAUACAGCAUUGUAAGGUUAAGUGGGGUAAAAUAUUACAAGUCACAGAGGUACAUGGAGGGACAUGUCAAAAUACACAAUUUGGGCUCUUUAGCAAGUCUUUAUUCAUAUCGAAAAAUGUGAUUUAUAGAAUUCUCCAUGUGGUCUAUAUUAAUUUAAUAUAAAAGUAUUUUAAAAUGUAAUAUCGGUGCACAAAGUUUACUUAAAAUAGCAAAUGGAUGCAAAAGGCACUCUUUUAGUGGAACGACCCAUAUAUUUCUUUUUUUCUUUUGUGUAUUUUUUUGUGAUGACGACAAAUAAUAUUGUUAAUGUAUUUAUGGUAUCAUUUAUCUUGCUAUCUAUUCUCCCACAGGAAGAUAUAUAUUUUAUGUAUUGCUGUUUAAUAAUUGCAGUUUCUGAACACUGAGAACUUCAAAUGGGUGAAUCCCAAAACAUGCCUGGUUUUCUAACUCCUCCUGACAUUUGUAGUGUAAAAUAAACAGUACUGAUAUAUAUGCAAUAA
Messenger RNA from Oncorhynchus mykiss (rainbow trout), 2382 nucleotides. RefSeq names its product transmembrane protein 47. The record is from RefSeq and is a predicted model, not a curated record. Gene Ontology annotation, cellular component: membrane; cell-cell junction. Gene Ontology annotation, biological process: cell-cell adhesion. NCBI's taxonomy places the organism in Eukaryota, Metazoa, Chordata, Actinopteri, Salmoniformes, Salmonidae.